Messenger RNA from Scylla paramamosain (green mud crab), 3659 nucleotides. Its product is annotated as solute carrier family 23 member 1-like. Gene Ontology annotation, cellular component: membrane. Gene Ontology annotation, biological process: transmembrane transport. The record is from RefSeq and is a predicted model, not a curated record. Lineage: Eukaryota; Metazoa; Arthropoda; Malacostraca; Decapoda; Portunidae. The transcript is spliced from 13 exons. Bases 141 to 1955 code for a protein of 604 amino acids. Gene Ontology annotation, molecular function: transmembrane transporter activity.
AAUGGUUUCUUGAUUAUAUUGAUGAUCUCGCUACGCCUGACUUGAAGAAAACCCUGACUCAUUCCGCACACCCACCUACCCUGACACACCAUACAACGCCCUCCCUUGCCAUACAACACAAUCAGUACCCCAGGCCCACCAUGGCUCCACUCGAGCCCAAAAAGGAAGACGUCCCUGAUAGGCUGGUGAUGAACAGCCUUAUGCCAGCCCAGGACCACCAAGCCCCGCCGCCUCCAGACCCGGGCGUAGAUAUGCUUUACGGAGUGGAGGACGCCCCGCCUUGGUACCUCUCCAUCUUCUAUGGCUUCCAGCACUACCUGGCUAUGAUCGGAGGCACCAUCGCCAAGCCAAUCAUUCUCGCUACGUACCUUUGCAUCGAGGAAAGUGACCCAGCCCGCGGCGCCCUGGUCUCGUCCAUCAUCUUCGUGUCCGGCUUGGUCACCCUCCUCCAGUCCACGCUAGGAGUCAGACUCCCCAUCAUCCAAGGAGGGAAUUUCGCCUACGUGGUGCCCAUCAUCGUCCUCCUGAACACGUCUUUCGAGCCGUGCAGCCAAGUCCCUAUAGCCAACAUGACUGCGCCGGAGAAGCAGGAGUUGUGGCAGGUGCGCAUGCGUGCCGUCCAGGGUGCCAUCACCAUGUCGGCGCUGAUGCAGGUCAUCGUGGGCUUCACUGGUGUCAUAGGAAUACUGCUACGGUGGAUCACUCCCCUCACUGUGGUGCCGACCGUGACGCUGGUGGGCCUCUCGCUCUUCGACGUGGCCUCCCUCAAGGGUUCUGAGCACUGGGGAAUCACCAUCAUGGUGAUCGGCCUGACCAUUGUGUUCUCCCAGCACAUGCGUGACAUUACCGUGCCCUUCCCCAUGUACAAGCCAGGGAAGGGAUACUACAACAUCCCGUGCCAGCCGUUCAAAACACUCUCCCUCCUCCUCGCUGCGAUGAUCACAUGGGGGCUGUGUGGCGUCCUCACCGUCACAGAGGUCCUGCCCGAGGGAUCCGGAGCCAGGACAGACAAGGCCAACACUCUGAUUGCAGCCACACCCUGGAUCCGCUUCCCCUAUCCUGGUCAGUGGGGGCUUCCGACUCCGACUGUUGCGGGCACCUUAGGCAUGAUGGCUGCUGUCUUCGCCUCCAUCAUUGAAAGCAUCGGCGACUACUACGCCUGCGCCAGGGUGGUGGGAUGCAAACAGCCUCCUUCCCAUGCCAUCAAUCGAGGUAUUGGUGUGGAGGGCAUCGGCUGCUUGCUAGCUGGGCUCUUUGGCUCGGGAAGCGGGACCACAUCUUACUCAGGCAACAUUGGUAUUCUCUCCAUCACUAAGGUAGCCAGCCGGCGGGUGAUCCAGUACAGCGGCAUCAUCAUGCUGGUGUGCGGCGUGGUGGCUAAAGUGGGAGCUACCUUCGUCACUAUCCCUGCACCUGUCAUUGCCGGCAUCUUCUACAUCAAAUUUUCCAUGAUUACUGCCGUGGGGAUAGCGACCCUCCAGUACAUCGAUUUCGGCUCCUCCAGGAACCUCUUCAUCCUCGGCUUCUCCAUUUUCUUCGGUCUCUCCUUCCCAAAGUGGUUAGAGGCAAACCCAAAUGCCAUUCAAACCGGAGUGGCGAUGCUGGAUCAGACCAUUGGUGUCCUGCUGCAGACCUCCAUGUUCCUCGGAGGACUGAUUGGCCUCAUCCUCGACAACACCAUUCCAGGCACAGACGAGGAACGAGGCAUCCUGCAAUGGAAUGGAAAGAUAUCUGAAGAGAAGCAAUACAAAGAUUCGAAGAUCUCUUCCCCUUCCUUCGAGACAUCAUCAAUACUGCCAUCAUCCUCAUACUCACCUCCAUAUGAUUUCCCCUACGGCAUGGAUCUCAUUAGAAGUACCAAGUGGCUUCGUUACGUCCCUUUCUGCCCUGUGUAUGAAGGGUUUAGGAGGAAGAAAUCUCAAAGUCAGGAGAGUUCAUCACAAGAGUCUUGUUAAGUGGGUUCUAUUGCGUAGACGUGUCAGCUUCGGCGACAACGAUGGUUUGAGGACGAGACUCCCCAUAGAGCAGCAGCAUCCCUGACUCAGCAUCUGUGAAUGAUGUACGUGAUCGUGUGAUGGAACUAAGGAAAUAAAAGACCAUACUGGUUACAGGAGAAUGUACAAAUCCCACAUAAAGAACCAAAGAACAAAAACGUUAAAUGUAACUAAAGUAGUGCACACUAAUACUGAGAUUACUUAAGUAGUUAGCAGUGUUAACAAAGAGUGACAGUAUACAAAUGAUGGUACGAUGGUUGGUGUAAUCAGUGUUGAGAGGAUGGAUCUUCACCAACCACAUCCGCGAGAGGAUCAGAUGAAGAAAUAAAGCAAUGGUCCUUCGCAUCACGUCCCGAUAGAAGAGCUGGUUGGUGUAUUCCUGCUACGGUACAUCAUUACAUGCCAAUCCGCAUUCCUCCAUUUAAUUUCAUCACACCGCAUUGAUCAUACCAGACUUAUUUCUGAUGGCAAGUUCCAUCUAACCUUCUUGGCCUGUAUACAGGAGUGCCCUUACUAUCUAUCAUAUUCUUUAUCGAUCGUCCUCAUUUCUUUACUCUGCUGGUUGUCUUACUGUUUUGCCCAUUUUUCAACAGAACCAUCGCACAAGUCUUCAACGUAUACUGAGGCGACCUCCUUUCUUUUUAACCACGAUAUUAUAUUUUCUUCGUCAUUAUCAUUCACUACCACUAAUCUAACUAUUUCAUCCCUUCACUUGCCUUCACUAAAUAUCCCUUCACCUUGCUGUUCUGUACAUUUGAAUCCUACUUCCUCCUGACCGUCUCCAAACAUUCAGCUUGUCAUGACUCACUCCUAGUUUUUGUCCUCCGCAUCACUUUCCUGCCUUAGUGCCAUGAAACCUUAGUUGCCUCUGCUGCCUAGAUUCACUCACUCACCCACUCACUCAGUCACGUUCAAUGCGGGUGAAUCCAAUUUCAAGGCCGCGUCCCAUUUGUCCAUUUGUGCUUCAACAGCUCCACUUCAUUCGGUCCCUCCACCCACAUCAACUCGGCUUUAUUCCAUAGGCAUCUCUCUCUCUCUCUCUCUCUCUCUCUCUCUCUCUCUCUCUCUCUCUCUCUCUCUCUCUCUCUCUCUCUCUCUCCUCCUCCUCCUCCUCUUGAGCAAUCUCUUCAGUUUCUCUUUCAUAUUAUUGUAUCUUCCUUCACACACACACACACACACACACUGUACUAGCUAGUUUCUAAUUUGACAGCUUUGUUUAGGAUCACCAGCAAUGUACGAGUAUGCAAGCAAUGUACUUUUGUUAAUUAAGUCUGGUUCAUGGAUAUUAGCACCCUUCCGCCCAGACAUUAGGGUAGCCGGGGUGAGAGUGACCACCGACAAUGACUGUUAAGUAUUUUUUAUUUAAUUAACAAUUUUUUUUUUUCCUCGCCGGCUACACAAGGCAGUUCUCACUCACUGGCAGUCGUAUAGAAGUGUUCGUCUCUAGACCGCUCAUCUCAGUCCGAGGUUUGUUGUCCUGUGUUAGGAGUAGGAGAAAGCCGUCACUCUAGACUCUAUUUCUAAUAGGUAGGAGUGAUAUUUCUGGUAUCUGAUGAUUACUUUAGUGUGUACAUAAGUGUAAAUAGAAUAUUGUUGGGGUUACUUGUGUGUUUACAUAAGCUCCUCGUGAUAGUGAUGCGAGCGAUACAGUUUGUUGUACGUUAA